AUGCCACCUAAAAAGGCUAAGAAGUCUGCUCGCGUUUGGGUCUCUGUUGACGGAGAUCUUAACAUGAAACUGUUGCUACCAUCAUGGAAAGUAGAUCAGUAUCCAAUAGAUCGAACUGAGCUAUCUCGAGCCAGUCCAGGUGGAUACAUACUAGACGAUGUCCUGCAUGUUGUAUCGAGUACUGCCCACGUGGUUACAGUAAUCUGCGAAAAAGCUGGACGAUUUGAUCGUGAAAUAGAAAUACCAGCACCAAAUGGAUCAGAAAGAAAAGCUAUCUUGUCUCUUCUACUACAAAAUAUUUGUCAUAGUCUUAAUGAAAGUGAAGUUGAUAAAUUAGCUCAGACAGCUUAUGGUCAUGUUGGCGCUGACUUGAAAAUGGUAUGUCAAGAGGCUCAAUACAUAGCAUUGAGAAGAAGCUACAAAGUGGAGGGUCAUACAAUAACCAACACUGUCUGUGUUGAUUAUAAUGAUAUGAAAAGAGCUCUAAGUAGUGUUUGUCCAAGUGCAAUGAAAGAAAUGACUGUUGAAGUACCUAAAGUACAAUGGAAUGACAUAGGAGGUGAGAGCGAGAUUAAACAGAAGCUUAAAGAAGCUGUUGAGUGGCCACUCACUCAUCCUGAGGUGUUUACACGAAUGGGUAUUCAACCACCUCGUGGAGUACUUCUUUAUGGACCACCAGGGUGUAGUAAAACAAUGAUUGCUCGUGCCCUAGCUACAGAAAGUGGUCUAAACUUCAUUUCUGUUAAAGGUCCUGAAUUGUUCAGUAAAUGGGUCGGCGACUCUGAAAGAGCUGUACGUCAGGUAGGACUUUGCAGAAUGAUCUCCCCUUCAAUCAUAUUUUUUGAUGAGAUUGAUGCCUUAGCAACUCAUCGUCAAGGUGAGGGAUCAAAGGUUGGUGAUCGUGUAUUGGCACAACUCUUGACGGAAAUGGAUGGUGUAGAAACAUUAGAAGAUGUCCUCAUAGUUGCUGCUACAAACAGACCUGAUUUGAUUGACAAGGCAUUAAUAAGACCUGGUCGUAUUGACCGUCAUAUUUAUGUUCCAUUACCUAAUGACAUUACUAGAUCAGAAAUAUUAAAACUUCAGUUUCUAAAGACACCAGUUGGCGAGGAUGUUGAUAUUAGCUCCCUUGUCCAAUUGACUCACAAUUUCUCAGGAGCUGAGAUGGUCGCUCUAGUUCAAGAAGCUGCUUUAUGCUCAUUACAUGAAGAUAUAAAUUCAAAGACUGUUUGUAAACAACACUUUGAAGAUGCUCUAAAAAUUGUUAAGCCUCAAACUGAUUUGAGCAUGAUUACAUUCUAUGAGAAUUACAGUCAAAUAUCAGCUGAAGGAGAAGUCAAAAUCUCAGACUUUAGUUUAAGUAGAUUUGAACAUGCAACAAGUCUUGACCCAUCUCAAAGUGGAGGACAUGAGACAACUCUUAACAUACGUUGGACAGCACCUGAAGUAUUGAGACAGGGACUUGUAUCUAAAAAAAGUGAUGUUUGUAUUAGUGAUGAGCGACCACCCCGACCAACUACAUCACUAUUUGAAGAUAACCCUAUUGAGAAGAAGUUGUCCAAGAAAUGUAAAGUUAAGAGCCAUCUUAUCAGUCUCGAUGAAGAAGAUGAAGGUGUGAAACAAUUUGAGACUUCGCUAGAUUUUAGAGGAGCUAAUGUUGCUAUUGUCUCUGACAAGAAAAGGUUUGAAGCCCCUCCCACAAGGAUGGAACGUGGUUACUGCCAUGAAAACAAAGAGAUACGUUUCUUUUUUAACAUUGACCUUGGAAUAAGCAAGUGGAACUAUGAUGAAGUGAUGUUGUUGGCCCCGAGCGUGGACAA
Gigantopelta aegis is the source of this 1820-nucleotide messenger RNA. Its product is annotated as ATPase family protein 2 homolog. Gene Ontology annotation, biological process: protein phosphorylation. The transcript has 15 exons. Gene Ontology annotation, molecular function: ATP hydrolysis activity; ATP binding; protein kinase activity. NCBI's taxonomy places the organism in Eukaryota, Metazoa, Mollusca, Gastropoda, Neomphalida, Peltospiridae. The annotation marks the transcript as partial. Gene Ontology annotation, cellular component: cytoplasm. The record is from RefSeq and is a predicted model, not a curated record.